Trichomonas vaginalis G3 is the source of this 447-nucleotide messenger RNA. Its product is annotated as immunoglobulins domain-containing protein. The record is from RefSeq and is a predicted model, not a curated record. NCBI's taxonomy places the organism in Eukaryota, Parabasalia, Trichomonadida, Trichomonadidae. The annotation marks the transcript as partial. The transcript has a single exon.
CCAAAGUUGUAUGUUCUUCCUCCUGAAUAUGUUUAUUACAUUUCAGAUUCUGAAGUUUCUUUCUUGGCUUCAGCAUAUGAUGAAGAUUUAGGUGAUAAACAACUCACAGCAAAGGUUUUCUUCAAUAAUGAAGAGGUUGCAACACAAGAAAUUGCAAAUAGCAAAGAACUAAAGACCAUCAAAUUCAAAGUUCCAUCCAAUACAGCAGCUGGGCAAUAUCAGGUUAAAGUUACAAUUACUGAUGGUAAAAAGAUUGCCACAAAGAGAUUUAUCAUUGUUAUCCAAGAUAAUACAGUUCUCACAACUGCAUUCGAACCACUAAUCAACAAAACAUACAAUAAAGGUGAUAAACUCAAUUUCACAGCUGUUAUCAAUGCCCAGAUACAAACUUUGAUAACAAAUUCAGUGUUUCACUCUUCUAUAAUGAUAAAGUUAAGAAGACAAUAG